GGCUAGCAUGAGGAAAAUGUAGUGAAGUCUUUUAAUACUUUUUACCUUCGUUCUAAAUGAGAGUAUUGUCAAUAUUAAGGAAGUUUCAACUCCAGAGAACGUGUAAAUUAAUGGCAGCAUCCCUGAGUACGUCCAAACCUACAGCAAAUGUUUAUCUGCAAGUUGUCGGAACAGAAACUGGCGACACAAGUCCAUCGUUAUAUCUCUUUGCUGAAUCUCAGAGAUAUCUUUUCAACUGUGGAGAGGGAACUCAGAGAUUAUGCUUUGAACACAAACUAAAACUCUCAAGGGUGAACAACCUUUUCUUCACGCGGAUAUGUUGGGAGUACAUUGGAGGUCUGCCUGGAGUUGCAAUGACAGUGAGGGACUUUGGAAAAUCAGACAUUCGUCUUCAUGGACCCAGCACCUUGUCUCAUUUCAUUCAUGCCACAAGAUUUUUCUUGCAUCAUGAAAACCUGAAGUUUGAUUGUGUUGGAUUCACAGGAACAGAUAAGGACAAGUAUGAAGACGAAAAUUUAACAAUAUGGCCAGUUCUUCUGAAUGAUGGUGCUUGGAAAUUAGGUGAUGAUUCUUCUCCUUCAAGUGAUGUGGAUGAUCUGCCAUCAGUUAAAAAAGCAAAGAUGGAUAGUCCUGAGACAUUAACUGCAGUCUGCUACAUCUGCCAGCUUUCCACUCUACCUGGGAAGCUUUUCCCCAAGAAAGCCAUUGAGCUUGGUGUACCAAAAGGACCCUUGUUCAGGGAUUUUGUUGCUGGAAAGAUUGUCACGCUAGAAGAUGGACGCAAGGUGCAUCCUGAGCAAGUCAUGGGACCUUCUCAGCCUGGCUCUGUUUUUCUCAUCAUUGAAUGUCCCACAGUGGCAUUUAUACCAUCAUUAGUCUCCAAUGAGCAGCUCAAAAAGUACUGGGAGGGAGGGCCAAACUUAACUCCUGUCAUUAUUGUACACUUGACACCAAUGGAUGUUUUCCAAAAUGAAGAAUAUAAAGAUUGGAUGAAAGGGUUUGGAGACAAGGUGUCCCAUUUGUUGAUUAACAAGCAUGUGUGUAUGGCACCCCUGGUGUUUCAGUCUCAAGGAACUGUUCAGUGUAAAUUACACACCAUUAAUCCAGAGAUUUUUCCCCUAUUGGAAACCAUGGACACACCUGAAAUAAAACAAGAUGCCUUACCAAGGAAUUGCUUUCCUGGGGAGAAUUUACUCAAGUUUUAUCUUCGAGAAGGUAAACAACAAGGGUUUGAUAGGUCUGAGGUACUACAAAAGUUAGAUGUGGACACAGUGAUGAAAGAAACUCAAGCACUCUUAAAUGAGCAAUCUAUAGAGUUGUUAUGUGAUAAAGGCUUUGAGAGAAGAAGUACUGAAGAGAAGGAAUCAUUAUCAGUAGCUGGUACUUCCAGAUCACUACCGACUAGCAGCUCCUUGGUGGCAAGUGACUUAAUCAGAAGUCCUCCUACAAAUAGACUUGCAGAAAGUAGGUAUAGGAAUGUUCUCAGAGAUACCUUGGACACUGUUGGAGUACCUCUAUCAGGCACUGAAAGAAGUGGUUUUACUUUGAGUGAAAUGAUUCAAAUGAAAGUAAAGAAAAGUGCAUGGGAAAUGCAACACAAGGAUUAUGAGGUAGUUUUCUUGGGAACUGGGGCAUCUAUUCCAUCAAAAUACAGAAAUGUCAGCUCUACAUUGAUCAAUAUGAGCGAGAGGGAUUCCAUACUCCUUGACUGUGGUGAAGGUACAUAUGGGCAGCUCUAUCGACAUUAUGGUAAAUAUGUGGACCGUGUACUGAGGCGACUCAAAUGUGUUUUCAUAUCUCACAUUCAUGCUGAUCAUCACUUGGGUCUUAUUCGUAUUUUAAAGAAAAGAGAAACAGUAGAUAUGGAGGGUGAUGUUCUGUUAAUCAUUGGUCCUGCCAAAAUAGGAAAAUGGUUGAAGGAGUACGACAGCUUCUGUGAGGAUAUUGAGUACAGGUUUGUGGACAGCAGGGACUUAACUGUAAAAGGCCUGUAUGAAGAUUACUGGUCUGUUACACAUCACUUAGAUGCAAAGGAGGUUUUAACAGUGCCUGUAGAUCACUGCCCACAGGCCUAUGGCUUGGUAUUGACACACAAACGAGGCUGGAAGAUUGUUUAUUCUGGUGAUACACGACCAUGCCUAGCACUGAUUAAGGCUGGAACAGAUGCUGAUCUCCUCAUUCAUGAAGCCACUCUUGAAGAUGAACUGAUGAUUGAAGCUCUAGAGAAAAAGCACAGUACAACUACUGAGGCAAUCGAAAGUGGAAUGAAGAUGGGUGCAAAGUUUAUCAUAUUGAAUCACUUUAGUCAACGUUAUCCUAAAAUCCCAGUGUUCAGUGAACAAUUUACAAGGUGUACAGGCAUUGCAUUUGAUCACAUGAAGGUUCACUCAAGCAAUUUUUCAAAACUGCCACAACUACUGGACCCACUCAAAACUGUGUUUGCAGAAGAAAUUGAUGGAAGGACAAAAAACAAACAAACAGAAGACCUUGAAUAAUGAAAGAAACAAUUUUUUUCUGCUUUAUUUCUUUGUUCACAUUAACUUUAAUGUAUUACUCUACGCAUUUUCUUCUAUUAGCUAAGUUCACAAUGGUUCCAAAGCUUCUUACUGAUAAAAAUAUUACAUUUGUAUUUUUAACCCUUUUCUAUAGAAAUUUUUCCAUAUUAAACUAACUUCCUUCCUUCUUUUUUGUAUUACAAACAAGUGUACUAAUUACAAAUUACAAACUUAGAAAACAUGGUACAAAAACCUUCAUGCUUUACAUGAGUUAGUGGAUUUGUCUUUGAAAACAGUUAAAAAUGAUGGAAAAUAAACAAACUAUCUAAUAAAUACUACUUAACAAUACAUAUCUAAUAUCUGUCUGUGUAAAAGCAUCCUGAUGUAAAUCUACUCUGACUUGCAGAGUAUUUCAGCUGAGACCAGCUCUCAGGAUGGUUACAAACUAAAAUUUAAUAGUAAAAAAAUAGGUACCAAUAGCUUUACUACACUUUUCAUUUGCAUGCAUUGAAAAAGCAAGCCUAAAUUUUUCAAAUAUAACAAAAAAAAGAAAAACUAAAACUACAGCAAUUGAAAGAAAGGUGAAGUCUUCUUAGCCAAGUCUUAACAACAGCUCAAAAUGUUUGAGGGUUGAUUACUGUCACACAUGUACAAAUACUGGAUCAGAUGUUAAUGAUAUCUUAGGUUAACUGUAUGGUGUAUGUCUGGAAGAAGUUGUUUGAUAUGAAGCAAUGUAUGACACAUCUGAUGUACAGAAAAUAUUUGUUGGCUUUCCCACAAUCAAUACAUAAAACAUUAUUUCACGGAAAUAAGUAUUUACAGCUUAAUGUACAUACUAAGCAUGCUAAUCUUGUGUAAUUAGAUAUCUCCUUCAUUAUUAGAGGUGUGUUCUACUCAUGGAGAAGUAUGAGACCAAAGAAAAGUGCAUCUAAAGCUAAUUAAUGUAAAUUUACAUCUCAUUAAUAGGUCAUAGAAUACAACAUCUGUUCUUUUAAGAGAACAAAAUGAAUUUUUCUUCAGUUCCCUACCUCACUCCACUUAUGAUACAAUAUUUUUCUAUCACCAGGACAAAAAUAAACUGUUGAA
Messenger RNA from Pocillopora verrucosa, 3581 nucleotides. Its product is annotated as zinc phosphodiesterase ELAC protein 2. Gene Ontology annotation, molecular function: 3'-tRNA processing endoribonuclease activity. The record is from RefSeq and is a predicted model, not a curated record. NCBI's taxonomy places the organism in Eukaryota, Metazoa, Cnidaria, Anthozoa, Scleractinia, Pocilloporidae. Gene Ontology annotation, cellular component: mitochondrion. Gene Ontology annotation, biological process: mitochondrial tRNA 3'-end processing.